GCGUGGCUGGAGCAGCUGCAGCCGGCGGUGCGCUGCAGCCUGCAGCGGCCGCUCGCCGAGCUGCUGGCCGGCGGGCUGGGCCUGCGGGACGACGGGCUCUUCCAGGAGAGCGCGCCCCUCCAGGUGCGGCGCGCGGCGGUGGAGGUCACGAUCACGGCGGAGGUCGAGGAAAUCCUCGCGCACGGGGAGCAGUGCCGUUCUUCCCUUCAGAGGUUCAUGGGCCAGCUGAUGAGGGCGGUCGAGGAGUCCUACGAGCCCUGGUUGAGGGCCUGCGCCGUGGCAGGCACACGCCCCCAGGAGGACGAGGGCGAUGGCAGCGAGGCGGAAGACGAGGACCUGGAGGGCGACGAGGCGCCCGAGGGCGACGAG
Messenger RNA from Prorocentrum cordatum, 369 nucleotides. The record is from the annotation of a GenBank genome assembly. Lineage: Eukaryota; Dinophyceae; Prorocentrales; Prorocentraceae.